This is a messenger RNA of Aspergillus sclerotioniger CBS 115572, 1608 nucleotides long. RefSeq names its product saccharopine dehydrogenase (NADP+, L-glutamate-forming) (gene lys9). The coding region runs from base 118 to 1464 and encodes 448 amino acids. Gene Ontology annotation, cellular component: cytoplasm. The record is from RefSeq and is a predicted model, not a curated record. The transcript is spliced from 7 exons. NCBI's taxonomy places the organism in Eukaryota, Fungi, Ascomycota, Eurotiomycetes, Eurotiales, Aspergillaceae. Gene Ontology annotation, molecular function: saccharopine dehydrogenase activity.
CCACGUGACUCGGCGGGGAUCCAGCAUCAACAGCAACGGUGACUCAGUCCAAUUCCUCUCCUGUCACUAUCUCCCUUUUUCGAAUAAUUAAUCCCCGGAUUGUCCUCCAUUGUCAUCAUGCCUGUCGCCGGUUCUAAGGUUCUUCUGUUGGGCUCGGGCUUCGUCACCAAGCCCACCGUUGAGGUGCUCAGCAAGGCUGACGUUCACGUCACUGUCGCCUGCAGAACCCUCGAAAGUGCCCAGAAGCUCAGCGGUGAUUUCAAGAACUCCAAGGCCAUCUCCCUCGAUGUCACCGAUGAUACUGCUCUCGACAAGGCCUUGUCGGAGCAUGACCUGGUCAUCAGCUUGAUCCCCUACACCUUCCACGCUACUGUCAUCAAGUCCGCCAUCCGCACCAAGAAGCACGUCGUCACCACCUCCUAUGUCUCCCCCGCCAUGAUGGAGCUGGACGAGGAGUGCAAGAAGGCCGGAAUUACCGUCAUGAACGAGAUCGGUCUGGACCCUGGUAUCGACCACCUCUACGCCGUCAAGACCAUCUCCGAGGUCCACGCCGAAGGCGGCAAGAUCACCUCCUUCCUCAGCUACUGCGGUGGACUGCCCGCCCCCGAAUGCUCCAACAACCCUCUCGGCUACAAGUUCAGCUGGUCCAGCCGUGGUGUUCUCCUCGCCCUUCGCAACGCCGCCAAGUUCUACAAGGACGGCCAGGAAUUCAGCGUUGCCGGUCCCGACCUGAUGGCCACUGCCAAGCCCUACUUCAUCUACCCCGGCUUUGCCUUCGUCGCCUACCCCAACCGCGACUCCUGCCCCUACCGUGAGCGCUACGACAUCCCCGAAGCCCAGACCGUGGUCCGCGGUACCCUCCGUUACCAGGGCUUCCCCGAGAUGAUCAAGGUUCUUGUCGACAUCGGAUUCCUGAGCGACGAGGGCCGCGAGUUCCUCAACGGCCCCAUCGCCUGGAAGGACGCUACCAAGCAGAUCCUCGGCGCCACUUCCUCCGACGAGAAGGACCUCGAGUGGGCCAUUGCCUCCAAGACCGCCUUCGCCAACAACGACGAGCGCGAUCGCAUCAUCUCUGGUCUUCGCUGGAUCGGUCUCUUCUCCGACGAGCAGGUCACUCCCCGUGGCAACCCCCUCGAUACUCUCUGCGCUACCCUCGAGAAGAAGAUGCAGUACGCUCCUGACGAGCGCGAUCUCGUCAUGCUCCAGCACAAGUUUGAGAUCGAGCACAAGAACGGCCAGAAGGAGACCCGCACUAGCACCCUCUGCGAGUACGGUGUUCCUGGUGGAUACUCCGCCAUGGCUAAGACCGUUGGUGUUCCUUGUGGUGUUGCUGUUAAGCUGGUGCUUGAUGGUACUAUCAGCCAGAAGGGUGUUCUUGCUCCCAUGACCAUGGACAUCUGUGCUCCUCUGAUCAAGACCCUCAAGGAGGACUACGGCAUUGAGAUGAUCGAGAAGACUCUGUAAAGAGUUGGCUCUCUCUUACGAUAUACUAACGACUUGACAAUGGGUGGGUGUUAGAAAAAAAGUUAAUAGGGUAGACUUGAAAAAUAGUACUUGAAUUUUGGAUCUAUUCUGGUUGUUUGUAGAGAUCAGGAGUCAUGUUUACUU